ACCUCACGUAAAAAGUAUAUUUACAUCCUGAAUGCUGAACGUAACAAGAAACGUUAGUCGCACUUCGUUGCAUUCAGCAACGGGGAGCUUGAACAACAGUGUGAGUCUAGAUAUCAUAUCGUGCUGAAUAAUGGCAGCGACAGCAGGAAGGGUUAAGAAAAUGCUCGCUGAAGUGAAGAAACGUCACAUAACGAUUUUUGUUGCACUGUGCAUGCUUCACCUCACAACAGGAGCAGUGGUUCUUCGUCUUGUUCCUGGACCAAACAAAGGUGUUCUGCAGAUUCUACAUAACAAUACAUGGGGAACAUUAUGUACGCACUACUACUUUGGCUUUGCAGAACUCAAUGUUGUCUGCAGACACCUGGGAUUCAAUACAACCAACAACAUUCUGAGAGACUUCGGUUCACUACCUGGAAGUGUUAAAUAUAUCGCACGAUUCAAUUGCAAUGGAAGGGAAAACAAUUUCAACGACUGUCCAGAUUUUAAUUUGACCCGCUGUUCCUCCUCCAGCACCGUGGGAAUAGCAUGCCUUCGUGACACAGAAGGUUUGAUAACCCUUGGCAACGAGAAGAUCAGGGACAUCGAGGAGGGAGGAUCGUUGUCUUGCUCAGUGUACGCAAGACAGUCUGUUGCGUAUGUGUGGACCAAAAACGGAAACAUACAAUCUUAUCAGGCUUCUAAUGCAGUCACUCUAAAGCGCACUGACUCUGGGAACUGGACCUGUACUGUUUACUCAAGUACUGGAACCAAACUUCUUGGAUCAGACUCAGUUAUCGUUACUGUUAUGUACCACCCCCUCAGCCUAACCACGAGAACAAUGUACGCCCAACGAGGAGACACAGUGAACCUGAGCAGGUCUGACAUAAGCCUCCCUCCACCACACGUCUACAGAUGGCGCCAGGCAGGGCUGGACUCCGAGUUCACUGAAUCGACCAAACCUCCUGUCAUACCAAACAUACAGCUAAAUCACAAGGGGGACUUUAUCCUGGAUGUGACAAACACAUUUCCCAGUGGACGUUCAGAUUCUGGCAUGGAUCUUAUCAAACUGUAUGUUUCAUAUGCUCCCUCCGUCAAAUGUGAAAGGGAGGUAUCAGUUGUAGUGGGUCAGUCUCUCAAUUUAGAGUGUGACGUUGAUGCCUACCCAGACCCGCACACCCUGACAUGGUCGCACAUCACCGCCUACCAGAAAGAGGUGUCUAGCAUGACAGAGAAGUUCCGUAUUCCAGAAGCCUCCCAUGCUGAUGGCGGCCUCUACAAGUGCGAGGCCAGGAACAACAUCACUAACCGACGUGGCGACGUUGAGGUUGGCGUCGGGGCGUGCAGCAUACGGGUCACCGUCCAUGACUCAAGUGAAACUUCGACAUUGCUAGUUGUAGCUGCCAAGUCAAAUGAUAAGGGAGGCAACUCUAUGACGACUGUUGUAUAUAUUGUUGGGAGUAUCCUUGUGCUGAUUGCUCUCUGCCUUGUCAUCGUUCUCGUGGUGCUGACACUGAAGCGUCUCCCGAUGAAAGGGAACGGAACGGAAGAAAUGAAGAAGACAGAAACGUGCCAAGUCCCUCCAGAAGAAGAGCAUGCCUACGAAGGACUGUCAAGUCGCUGAGACGGAAAGAAAUAACCCGGUCCACAUUGCAAGAUUCCGCACAAGCCUGCCUUAUCUGUUCUAAAGGGUUUCAUUGCGUCGCCAUUCACGUUCAAGGAAUACAGGAUUCAAUGUCAAGUCACUCACGAUGCGUUUUCUUGUGAACAGAUUCUCUCACCCACUAGGAAUACCUAUUUUACUUACAGUUGCUUUCUUUAACAUAAUUUUGAUUUAUCCUUACCAGUUGGCUUUACCAAAAACAUCCCCAAUUGCGUACUCUGUUGAUGUUUGCUAAUUGUCUUCUUGUAUAUAGUAUGAUGUAUAACAAUGUUAUGUGUACUUCGUGAAGCAUAAUUUUCUUUGUUACUAUUUGCGCAUGUAAACUAAUAUUGAUAAUGGAAGUAGUUUUGUAACAAUAUUCUUACCAUAGAUGUGUGACAUAUCAGAUAUAAUAAAUAAAUAAAUAAAUAAAUAAAUAAAUUCAAAAUUCUCAUUUUUUUUGGACCACGGUGAUAUUUUUACGCUACAUAAACUAUUAAUAAAUGUAUUUUGGAAAAUGCGAGUGAAUAUAUGUACCAUGGAGUAAUUCUCAAAAGCCAUGUAUUUUAUUCCACCCAGCAGUUAUAGUGUGAUAUAGUGUGUUAUUGUGUGAGUAACAAUGAAAGGCAAUUCAUUUCAUAUUGACCAAAGCUUGAUUACAUAAUAUUACCCUUUCGAUAUCCUGCCAAUCAAAAUCAGUUGAUUCCAUGAUAAUCCCCAUUCUAAAUUACGGUUCAGAAAUCUGGGGAGGUGAAAAAUGAAUCAUAAUGGAAAAUAUUCACCUUGAAUUUAUAAGCAAAUUGUUGCCUAACACAAAGGGUAAUCCACUUUCUAUACUGUAUGCAGAAAUAAAAAGUAAACCACUUUACAUCACUGAUGUGUAAAAUCAUUUCUUUUCCAACAAAACUAAUCACUGGAAAAUCGUCAAACAUAUCCUGUAUUAUUUUACCAGUAUAUAUUAUAUUAAUAUACUUCCGUGUAUACCAAUGUAUUUUAAAUGUAUGGUGAAGACACAUCUUGAAGAUCAGAUUCUAUAAACUUAUUAAUUAUGAAAUUAAAACGGAAUUCUACCUAGAUAAUUUAGCCACAACAUACUACAUGCCACUAAUACUGUUGGCUGCAUGUCACAGUUGAAAGAGGUCGCUAGACACAAAAUACCAUUAGUUACAUCAGUUCCAUUGUGUUCUUGUUAUGACAUUGCUGAUGAGUAUAAUUACUUCAUUUGUGAAAUGUUUGUUACCUGUCACUCAAAUUAUAUUCUGAUGAUACAGGAAAUCCUUCAAUGUUUAAACAGGUCAAAUUAUUUGAAUGCAAAGAUAACUUACCAUGAAGCAGUUAUCAAUUUUCUGUAAAUCUAUUAUGAAUGUUUUUCAGUGAUUAUAGAACAUGAUGCCGCCAUGUAUGUGAAUAUACAGAUCACUGUUAACCCUCAACGCACCAUGUCUUGUGGGCUUGAGUAACAUAAGGUUCAAUUCAGUUCCGAAGGCAAGAUUGCACUUUUUUGCACUUUGAACUAAUCGUUUGUAAUAACAUGAUUCAACUUUUUUAAAGUGAAAUAAGCUGUAGCACGCUUUCUAAUAAACACAUGGAAUUUGA
Molecule: messenger RNA, 3214 nt
Organism: Haliotis rufescens (red abalone)
Lineage: Eukaryota; Metazoa; Mollusca; Gastropoda; Lepetellida; Haliotidae
Product: peroxidasin homolog
Exons: 12
Coding region: 131-1600 (489 amino acids)
Cellular component (GO): membrane
Source: RefSeq, a predicted model, not a curated record